This is a messenger RNA of Oryza brachyantha (malo sina), 1050 nucleotides long. Its product is annotated as ethylene-responsive transcription factor ERF084-like. The transcript is spliced from 2 exons. The coding region runs from base 193 to 822 and encodes 209 amino acids. Gene Ontology annotation, molecular function: DNA binding; DNA-binding transcription factor activity. Lineage: Eukaryota; Viridiplantae; Streptophyta; Magnoliopsida; Poales; Poaceae. Gene Ontology annotation, biological process: ethylene-activated signaling pathway; regulation of DNA-templated transcription. The record is from RefSeq and is a predicted model, not a curated record.
AAAAAAAAAAAAUCUCCUCCGUCCCCUCAGCUCCAACACACACACACACACACCAACUGACCUAGCUAGCGAGCUCGCCCUUGCUCCAAUCCGACAUGAGCUAAUUAGUACUAAAAUACUAGUACUACACUUCCACUUAUCCUUGGAUCCAUCCACGCAUCCAUCGAUCUGCAUUGGCCGGUGGCGGAAAAGAUGUGUAGAAAGAAAAGGUCGAGCCAUGGCGACAACAUUGUCCCCAACCACGGCGCGCUGCCGCCGCUGCAGUCGGCGGUGGAGGAGUACGAGGGGCGCCUAGGCCAAGAAGGCCUCCGCCGCCGCCGAGAGGAGAUCAACGACGGUGACCGCCCUGAGAACGGGUUACUUAGGUUGAAGGAGGUGGUGGAGGAUGAGAUCCGCGCAGUCCCGCCGCCGCCGCGCGGGGCUCCUCCUCCCGGCAAAGCAGCCGUGGAAUCUGAUAAAUCUCUGGCAAGUCAGCAGCUGGGUGGGAUCGGCGGCAGCGGCAGUACUACUCGAGGAGGAGGAGGCAAGCCUAAGCGUGGUGGCGCCGGAAAGCAGCCGGCGGCGAGCAGGCACGGCUACCGCGGCGUCCACAAGCGCACGUACGGGCGGUGGGCCUCAGAGAUCAGGGACACCAAAAAGGGCCACCGCGUCUGGAUCGGCACCUACGACACGGCGGAGGCUGCGGCGCGGGCCUACGACGCCGAGGCGCGCAGGAUCCACGGCUGCAAGGCCAAGACCAACUUCACCGCCGGCGAACGGCGCCCCGCGCCGGUGGCGAAGGCCUGCAGGUCGAAGCGGCCAAAGAAAGGAGGAAGUUGUUAGAUGCAGCAAAUAGAGGGUGAAUUGUAUCGGUGGAAUUCACGAACACGAUACACGAUACAAGGAACUCUCCAAUCCGACAGGAUAGAGCCGUUGCCGCCGUCGCCGCCGUCAUGUUCAUAGUUCAUACCUUCUAAUGCCAGCUGGUUCUGUUACAUAUAGCCAACACACAUGCCACAUGCACCAGCUUAGCUGGGUUACACGGCCCAUUCUGGCCCAAUGAAUCGCGAG